Messenger RNA from Dovyalis caffra, 174 nucleotides. Lineage: Eukaryota; Viridiplantae; Streptophyta; Magnoliopsida; Malpighiales; Salicaceae. The record is from the annotation of a GenBank genome assembly.
AUGGAAAUGACUCGAAGGUGGGUUAUAUUUCUGGUCAAUAUUGAUAGUUGUAGCCUCAUAAGGCGAGGAACCAGGUGGUGGGAGAUUGAUGCUUUUGUGGAGGAUGUUAAGAAUAUGCUUGAGCGUUUGCGUAAUGUCAGAGUUUCGAUAAUUAGCAGAAAUGCUCUUGUGUAG